GUUACCUGAAUACGCUGCGUAUUGGUCAAUACGCAGCGUAUAUAAGUGGUAGGUACACGACCAGACAGUCAAACCUAGUACCAUGUCAAAUCAGUCUUAAAUAGGGUGCGUAUUGAUCAAUACGCAGCGUAUUGACAGACUGAUUUGACCUGAUACGAUGUUGUCCAGGGCACGUGAAUAAAGUAAUACGGUGAGUAGGGAUCAAUACGCUGCGUAUUGACAUGCCAGAUGAAAGUCUAUUUAUCCCUCCAUUCAUGUCUGUUACCCAUCAUCCGACAUAUACUUUGCUUUCCUUUUCAUAUACUUUGCUUUCCUUCAUCUUCUUCUUAAGUAAAUUGUUUGUUUUUUGUUCAACCUUGUUAAAAUGUCAUCAUUUUGGAAGGAUAAUUAUUUCGGUAAUCGCUAUUCUAACGACACAUGGGGAUCAAAUGCUGCCAAUGAGGAGGAGGAGGUUGUGUCUGGAGUCCCUGUUGAUCAAGAAACACAGUUGCCAGACUUGAACAAGACUCCCACUCCACCUGUUGAUGAACCAAAUUACCCGGUGCAUCAAGUGUGUUCAGAUUACGGAUACGGGUAUGAAUCUCCGUACGUGCAACAAAGUGGAUACGGUGCUGAGAAUGCACCUGUUGAUGAACCAAAUUAUCCGGUGCAUCAAGUGUGUCCAGAUUACGGAUACGGGUAUGAAUCUCCGUACGUGCAACAAAGUGGAUACGGUGCUGAGAAUGCACCUGUUGAUGAACCAUAUUACCCGUCGCAGCCAUCGUAUCCGGGUUAUGGGGUAUACGGGGACGAAGGUGGAUACGGAAGUUACAGUGGAUACGGUGGUGAUGGUGGAUACGGGGGUGAAGGUGGUUACAGUGGAUAUGGGGGCUACAGUGUAUACGACAGUGUAUACGAUAGAUAUAGGGAUGAAGUUGGAUAUGGUUAUGAGUCCCGUAACACAUCACUUUAUGAACCAUCUACCCCGAGCAAUCCAUUUCAAGUAAAUGAGCGUUUCAUGUCUCUAACUGAUUUGAAGAAUUGGGUACAAGAAACGGGAAAGGAUAAUGGUUACGUAAUUGUUACCCGCCGAUCAAAAAAUAUUGGCGGUACUACUGGGAUGGUAUGGCUUGUGUGCGACCGUAGUGGUGAACACCGUAGUAAAGCAACAGUUAGGAAAGCUGGUAGCAAAAAAAUCGGCUGCCCGUUUUCAUUACUCGCCAUCCGGGACGUGACGAACGACACGUGGGAGUUAAAAGUGGACUGUGCGAACCAUAACCACGAACCUACGACGAGUCUGUUGGGCCACGCUUUUGUGCGAAGAUUCACUAAAGCCGAAUACAAGCUAGUGGAGCAGCUAACUGCUCAAAACAUGGAGCCACGUAUCAUAUUUCAAACCCUAAGAAAGCAGUUCCCCGACAGCCUGCACGUUCAGAAAGACGUGCAAAAUGCGGUACAAAAAAUUAGAGCGACAAUAAUGGACGGAAAGAAUCCUAUUCAGGCACUGGAAAGCCUGCUGCAUGACCGCCGAUUCAUUUACGACACCCGACAAGAUCCCAAAACAGAUGUCGUAACAGAGAUUUUCUUUGUUCAUCCUUAUUCAAUCACUAUGUGGCGUGCAUUCCCGCACGUGAUGUUGAUCGACGCGACCUACAAAACAAACCUCUACAACAUGCCAUUUGUCCAGGUUGUGGGUAUGACGUCGACUGGGAAGUCUUUUUGUAUCGCACAUGCCGUUAUUUGUAAGGAACGAAGGGGUAACUACGUGUGGGUGCUUGAGCGGAUCAAGUCAAUAUUGCAUGAAUGUAUGAUGUCGCGUGUGAUAGUCACGGAUAGGGAGCUUGCCCUGAUAAACGCGUGUUCUAAAGUAUUCCCGAACGCAAAAAGGCUUCUAUGCCACUUUCACAUCCAACAAAAUAUAGCUAGAAAGUGCAAGGAAGGGUUCGAUAAAGAAGAUUGGGGGAAAUUUAUGUCGUACUGGCGGACAUUGUGCGAAUCUUCAUCAGAGCCCAUGUACAAGUACAACUUGGAGAAAAUGUAUAACCGACUCGUGGUUGCCAACCGAGAAAGUGUCUAUGAUUACGUCUACGAAAACUGGCUCAAAGACUAUAAAGAAAUGUUCGUUUAUGCGUGGACCGAUAAGUGUCGCAACUUUGGUCAGCGCACCACCAACAGAGUUGAGAGCCAGCACGCAAAUUUAAAAAGAUACAUUACGCGCGGGAGUUCAUUGGAGCGAAUAGCAAGAUGCAUCAUUGAUAUAGUUGAAACUCAGUAUGAUGAAAUACAAAAAAGUUUCACUGAGAGCAUCGAAAAAACGAUGAACCACCAUAGACACCGAAUGUUGGACAACCUACGUGGAAAGGUUUCCCAUGAAGCACUUGAUUUGCUGGAAAAAGAGCUACUGAGGAAGAUGGAUGUGUUGCGGAAACUUAACGCAUCAUGUGGUUGCCAUAUGUGGCUUAGCAAAGGAUUGCCGUGUGCUUGUAGACUGGAAAACUACAACCGUACAGGGCGUAUAAUACAACUCGACGAGAUAGAUGUAUUCUGGCGCAAGCUUGACUUGCUCCCUUGUAAACUGGUAGACGAGGAGGUCGAUAUUGUAGCAGAGCUCAAUAAUGUGCGGCAACAUUUAGAGGCGCAGUCCCCCGUUCAACAAAAGAUUUGUAUACCUAUUGAGAAAACCGUCCGUGGAGGAGAACAAUCGUUCUCUGCCACCACCGUCUCACGUAUGGUGUACAAUAAUAAUGACUCAGCUGCUGCUAUGGAGUCUCUUACUCAACAGCUGCUAUUGAGUCUUCUAGUCAACAAAGUUUUUGCCGCAAGUUUACCGCAUAAAACCGUCCGUGGAGGAGAACAAUCGUUCUCUGCCACCACCUUCUCACGUAUGGUGUACAAUAAUAAUGACUCAACUGCUGCUACGGAGUCUCCUACUCAACGGCUGCUAUUGAGUCUUCUAGUCAACAAAGUUUUUGCCGCAAGUUUACCGCAUUUAUCCGAUGAUAAUGACGAAGGAGAUGGGCAAACAACACAAGAACACUACUUCAUGCCUUCUGUUGAGAACCCAGUAGGUUCUUCGUCUCAAUUUGUAGUUGGCGACGACAAUAAUGACGGCUUUGAUGACUCAAAAGUUUACAGCACCGAAGAUUGUCCACAUGACGACCCACAAGAGGAUACGGAGCUUAGGGAUUACAUUUGUCCGGAUUAUGAAGAUAAUCCCAUGGACAUAUGGAAUCCAAAAGCAAAACACAUUCGUCUGGGUCUAGCGGAGUUAAAGGAGCUUUUCGGGAGCUUUACAGGUCACCGGGAUGAAAAACGAACCACCGGGAUGUGCAACAGGUCAACCGGAAGCAAGGAACGUGUAAAACAGAGUUUCAAAGUUUGUAUACCUAUUGAGAAAACCGUCCGUGGAGGAGAACAAUCGUUCUCUGCCACCACCUUCUCACGUAUGGUGUACAAUAAUAAUGACUCAACUGCUGCUACGGAGUCUCCUACUCAACGGCUGCUAUUGAGUCUUCUAGUCAACAAAGUUUUUGCCGCAAGUUUACCGCAUUUAUCCGAUGAUAAUGACGAAGGAGAUGGGCAAACAACACAAGAACACUACUUCAUGCCUUCUGUUGAGAACCCAGUAGGUUCUUCGUCUCAAUUUGUAGUUGGCGACGACAAUAAUGACGGCUUUGAUGACUCAAAAGUUUACAGCACCGAAGAUUGUUCCUAA
Helianthus annuus (common sunflower) is the source of this 3694-nucleotide messenger RNA. RefSeq lists its product as uncharacterized. Lineage: Eukaryota; Viridiplantae; Streptophyta; Magnoliopsida; Asterales; Asteraceae. The record is from RefSeq and is a predicted model, not a curated record. The coding region runs from base 365 to 3694 and encodes 1109 amino acids. The transcript is spliced from 11 exons.